CUGACGGCGUACGAUGUGUCUCCAAACCACACGUGUGGAAUGAAACUCGGUCUGGCAAAGGGAGAAGGGCCUAGAGAAAGACUCCAAGCCGGCCGGGCCCGAGUUCUCAGAGCCACCCCCGCCCCUGGGCAUUACCCUUUUAAGCGUCAGGCUGAAGGACUGUAGGGGUAGCACGAGGCAUUGAAACGGAACAGUCGGAUUGGCCACACGCCUCAGUUAUAGACGCACCCUCUCCUCCGAAAGGCCAUUCUGACUGGCAGGGGGAGAAAGUAAACAGAGUUGAAUCACCCUUCUCGCUGGCCAAUUGGAGGGGGUUUGGAUUGUGACGUGAUGGGAUUCUGCGAAAUUGUUACUGAGCAAGAGAAUGCCGGAACAGUGAGGACCGGCAGGAGAGGGGGGAGUGGAUCGGGCCGUGCACGGGGGCAAAAGUAUCUGUUAGACCUAGAUUUUUUCCUGCUAUUUCCAAACGGCUUUUUUGCUUGGUUUGGGUGAAUACAUUGAGAAACCUAACGAAGACAAUCGGGCAGCUGAGAAUUGCCGAGCCCCCAUCUGCAUUUUUUUUUUCCUUUUACCCCUCCCGGAACGCCUUGGGUUCUUUUUUUUUCCCAAUAGAAUUCGUAACUUGAAAUCGCCACGUGUGGCAUCUUUCCAAGACAGCCUUAUUAUUAGAGAGUCCGUUGCGCUUGUCUGUUGGGAUUCAUUGGAAAGCUGGAGGGGCCCGCUAGUCCCAGGUAAGGGAGGGCUUUGGGAGAGAGAGAAAGCCCCCCACUGUAGCCCUGGGUUGUGGAUGCUGCGUUUGGAGUCACUGGUUGUUACGUAAAGAUGAGGGGUUGAGGUCGACUUCUUGCGCGGAUUCCAAAGCGCACGGCUCUCUCCUCCCCGCCCCCUUGGCUCCGCGAUCUCGCUCGUCUGGGGAGAGAGGACGAGCUGAUUGAUCGUUGGGGAAAGAGGGGGGGAAAUAAUAAUAAAGCAAACAAAAUAAAAAUAAAACAGCAAGCAAACUCCUGGAGGUACGACUGGAGGGGGGGAAAAAGUUGGUGCCGCUGGACUUGGGUACCUCCUGCUCCUCCCUGCGCCCUCUGGCCCGCACCAUGUCCGCAGCCGCCUACAUGGACUUCGUGGCUGCUCAGUGCCUGGUUUCUAUUUCCAACCGCGCUGCGGAGCCGGAGCACGGGGCCGCCGAGGCGGAGAGGCUGAGGAUGCCCGAGCGAGAAGGGACGAAAGAGCACGGUGACCCCGGGGAUACGUGGAAGGACUACUGCACUCUGGUCACCAUUGCCAAAAGCUUGUUGGACCUGAACAAAUACCGACCCCUGGCGACCCCUUCCCUCUGCAGUGACAGUAUCGAAAGCCCCGAUGAGGACCUGGGAUCCGACAGCGACGUGACCACCGAAUCUGGGUCGAGCCCUUCCCACAGCCCCGAGGAGAGACAGGAUUCUGGUGGGGUGCCCGGCUCUCUCUCCCUCCUCCACCCCGGAGUGUCUGCAAAGGGGAAACUAGCCUCUGAAAAGAGACACAAGUGUCCAUACAGUGGAUGUGGCAAAGUCUAUGGAAAAUCCUCCCAUCUAAAAGCCCAUUACAGAGUGCAUACAGGUGAGCGACCCUUUCCUUGCACGUGGCCGGACUGCCUUAAAAAGUUCUCCCGCUCAGACGAGCUGACCCGCCACUACAGAACCCACACUGGUGAAAAGCAGUUCCGGUGUCCGCUGUGUGAAAAACGCUUCAUGAGGAGUGACCAUCUGACCAAGCAUGCCCGGCGUCACACUGAGUUCCACCCCAGUAUGAUCAAGAGAUCUAAAAAGUCCCUUGCAAAUCCUUUGUGAGACCCUGGAUGUACCAGGGGAGGUCAGGACAAAGCAAAAGACAAAGAAAAAAAGAAAAGAGAGAGAGCGAAAGAGAGAGAGAGACCCUCAGAGGCAAACAGACAAAUGAACAAAACAAGCAGCAGAGGCGGCCCACUUUUCAGCACAGGAAGGCAGCUGCUGGACAGUCGACAUUCAGAGGUUUCUCUCCUUGCACUUUUUUAAGCACAUAGACCUGAGGUUGCAGACUCAAUAGUCUUAAACCAUCUCUGAUGAAGGAGGGAGCGCAGAUGCAUUGGGGGGUGGGGUAGGGGGGUGGGAUCGAGAGGGUGGGCUAGGGGGAAGGGGGUAAUAAUUUAAGGAAUCAGACACUGGUGUACAUAUGUUUGACUGGGUGAGUCGACCUGUGGUUAUCACAUAGUGAUUCCAAGGCCAUUAUGCUUGCUAUCUCUCGGAAUUUUGUUUUUGUUUUCCUUUAUGAUGUAUACGCUGAGUGUGCUUCAAUUUCCUUAGCAAAACCACUCUCUGAAUCACGUUAAUUUAGGAAAUAAAAAUGCAAUAGCACAGCCUUCUCUUAUGCAAGCAAGAUCACAUCUCCUUCAGCAUGAUCUCCCCUUGAAAAGACUUGAAAGCAGGCCGACUCCUAGGCGGUGGGUAUGCAGACGUUGAACUUCCACUAAACUAAAGACAAACCUUUCUCUCACAGGUUCUGUUCAGUUCAGCCCCUUUACCACCUUCUUUAUACGAAUCCUUCUCUUUUGAAUCCAGGCUGCAUUUUUAUUUGCUGACACACAAGUCAAGUAAGUGAAGCCCCUGCUUUAAGUCGAGCUCCAAGGUCCCCUUUGGCACUAUGUUGUAAGCCGUCGCCAAGGCCAGUCUAGGAUGCGAGGGCUCCGAUCUGACUGGAACUCCGCUCCCUGGGCCCGGGUUUCCUAUCCUUUUAGUUCCCAUCAUCUUACUGUACCACAAUGCCACAGACGGGCAGGGCUUUUCCUCUGUGGAGUUUGGUCUGCCUGCGGGUGGGUUCCAGGUCUCUCCUUCCCCUCUCCAUGUCCAGCCCCCACUCACAGGAGCGAGAGUUAGAGGGAAAGCGGAGCCAGGGCCCCAAAGAGAAGCCCCCUCGGCACCGAUGCCAAGGACAGUGACCGAGGGGGCCUCAGGGGGCGCCCUACGGAGCGGCUGCUUUUAGAGAGCGAGCGUAGGCCAUUGGAUUACUGUACCACCCUGAAAACGGAUCGCCAUGUUUUUUACGGCAUAGAUUUCACCACUACAUCCCUUGUACUGAACCUAGGUGUCUAUGGAAUCUGAAAAACCACUACGUCAACAAUAGAGCACGGACCGAAAUCUAUCUAUUUUUUUGGCCUUUAAAGCUUAGUGGCCAGGAAAAAAAACAAAAACUGAACCGCAUUUUCAGAUUGAGACACCUCAAAUGAGGACAAAUAGAAGUGACGGUGGGGAAAUGUUUACAUUUUUUUUUUCAGAAAUAGAAUUUUCUGAGCAUUUUGUUAUCAAAUCUUUAAAACAGGGAGCUAAGGUACACACUCUAACUGAUACAUGUUUAUAGAGCUUGUCAUGUAAGAUUAGGGUGCAUGCCUGUAGUGAAUACAUUAUUUUACCUGACAGAGGCCUGCUUCUAAUGCAGAAGCAACGGCAAGAUGAGGCUCCCAGAGAGGGGGAGCAUCAAAGUCGCUUGCUUGGUAUGCUUACCAGUGUCGUUUUGUAGUUCUGUAAGAAGAACUGCUUUUUAACAUUUGGGACUUGGAAUAGUCCAAGGAAUUAAAAAAAGGAAUGAAUUUUCCCCAGGGAAAGUAUGUCAGGAAAAUAAUGAACACUUUCUACCUCUGUUUCAGCUUUUUGAAACACUUAUUUUAAAACCAAACUUUCAUUUCUGUGUCCAAACUGAGUUUUAGGGACAUUUGUUCUUCCAUAUGAAAUAGGCACAGUGCCUAUUUCCUGCUGAACUCCUAGAACGAUUGUGCUCACUGACAUUCUGCACGUGGCCUUUGGUGAGUCAGGAGUUGGUGGUCGCCUAGCAACUCACUAACUUCGAAAACCUCAUCUUUCUUCCCCCCCUUCCCCCCCAAAGAAAUUAUGGAAAAGAAACACGCACGCACACAUGCACACACACGCACUCACACACCAAGUCAAAUUGAGACAAUCUUUCUAAAAGUCUACUUAUGGCUUCCGUCUAGCACUUCUGUGGACAAAUGCAGCUCUUGGUAAAAUAAGAUGCACAAUUGACUUCUCUUUCCCCACCCCCCAAAAUUGCUACUUACCUUUUCAAGUUGUAAAACACACAUUUGAUAUUCUCUUACCCGUUACCAUGACGAAGCGGGUAAACUCAAGGCUACUUUUUAUUCUUUGUGAUAAAUCCUGUUUUAAAAUUCACAGACAGGAACCAGCAUCCUGAUCAGAGUGACUAUAUCUUGAUAUAGUUCAAAUAGGAUUACUAGAGUUCAUUGAACACUAAAACUAUGAAGUAAUUACUUUUUAUAUUAAAAAGACCAUGGAUUUAACUUAUUAAAAAUCCAAAUGCAGGAUAGUAAUUUUUGUUUACUUUUUUAACCAAACAAUUUUUGAAAGACUGUUGUGGGUGUUAAAAAGGAAGAAAAAAAAAGUGUUUUAUCUAAUAAUACUGUAUGUAGUUGUCAUUCUGGGAAAACAGUAGUUUUAGCGUUAACGCCUCUCCUUGAUUGGGGGGGGAAAGCCCUUCCUCACGGUGGAAAGAUGCUGUGGCUUAAAGGUAUAGCUUACAUCAUGCUUCUUUUGAGAACUCUACUUGGUAGCUUAUAAUUACAGAAAACCGAUUAGUUGUCAGUUUGCAGAUAGAUUUAGCACAGUACUCAUUGUUCUGGAUAGACUGUCUUCUUUCACUACAGAUGAUCUGUAACACUGUAAAAUACCAAUCUUGACAACUGUUUAAUCAGUUUUAUUUUUGUACAGUAUUAGUGACCUAAGUUAUUUUGCUGUCCCGUUUUUUUGUAAAUCAAAAUGAAAAUGGAAAAAAAAAACACGAGAAAGUAUCCUGACAGUAGGGAUUUUGUACAUAUGUAUAUAAGUUGUCAAAUAAACCUAAUAAAAUGGUAUGAAUGGA
Messenger RNA from Monodelphis domestica (gray short-tailed opossum), 4896 nucleotides. It is a transcript of the gene KLF9, whose product is annotated as KLF transcription factor 9. NCBI's taxonomy places the organism in Eukaryota, Metazoa, Chordata, Mammalia, Didelphimorphia, Didelphidae. Gene Ontology annotation, biological process: regulation of transcription by RNA polymerase II. The record is from RefSeq and is a predicted model, not a curated record. Gene Ontology annotation, molecular function: DNA-binding transcription factor activity, RNA polymerase II-specific; RNA polymerase II cis-regulatory region sequence-specific DNA binding.